Molecule: messenger RNA, 3427 nt
Organism: Chara braunii
Lineage: Eukaryota; Viridiplantae; Streptophyta; Charophyceae; Charales; Characeae
Source: the annotation of a GenBank genome assembly
GAUCGACGAGUGGGAGUGUGCGUAAUGGACAGAGAAAGGGGACCUUGCAAGACAGAAAACAGAGAAGAACGGGACAUGGUAUUGACGAGAGGGAGUCGCCAAGAGAUUAGCGACCAUGCAGUGCUGCAAUCACAAUGGAGGGGGGAGGUCGGAGUGGAAUCUGAUGAAGGCGGUCCGGAAAGCGGCGCUGACAAGAACGUUUAUGCUAGGGGGGACAACGGGGCAAAGCAUGGAGGGGGGCAAAAUUAGUUUGAGAGUGAAUCAGGAGAUGGCGAGAGUGUACGUCACGUACCUGCGCGCGCACGCAGUAUUGAUCCGAUUUGAGGGUCCGCUGAGACAAUUCUCGUGGGAACUGAAGGUAGAUCUCGUCGGCCAGUGGGAGGGCACAUGGCCACGAUUGGCAAGAGGACGAUUCAAGGGGAGGAUGACUGCUGAGGGGCCCGCAACGAUCCUCUAUUGGGCACCAUCGACGAUGUUGAGAAUGUGGUUGGUGGAAACUUGUCAGGAAGAGAAGGUCAACAUCAAUGGCCAAGAGCAUGUGGCUACCUUUGCACCAUGGAAAACGCCGGUGGAGCUCGAGUGGGAUAGACUGAUGGAGCGCAAGCGCCACCCUGCAAAGCUCCUAGUAGAGGGUAGCUUCGUCGAUGUGGAGGGAGUGUCGACAGGGCACUUCCUCCCCUCGGUGAGAAUACGGCAACUCUCCGAUCAGGGCAAUGGGAGUGGCCCCGCGGAGAAUCGGACGAAAGGGGAGAUCGAAGGAAGACAGGAGGGGGAGGUGCAGCAGAGGGCUUUGGGUCGUGACAAAGCACAGGAAAAGGGGGAUGAUGAAGAGGAGAGGCAGGGGCGGCGGAGAACGCAUGAGAGUGCGGAGAGGGAGAAGGGGAACGCGGGGGUAGCGGGGAGACGGAAUGAAAGUCGACAUCAGGGGCGGGGAAAGAGGGAGGAAAGGGGGGAGAAUGAGGGAGGCCGACCACAGCAACAGCAGACGAGAGAGGUCGAGAUGGGGGAGAAUAAGGAGGGAGGAGAGGAGGGGGAGACCCCACGGGGAACAUCGGAGGGUGAGCAGGGGGACAUGGAGAUGAUCGAUCGGGAGGGAGGGGGCGAAAUCUGCCCCCCGGAAGGGAGGGUGGAACAGAGAAGACCAUCGAGAUUGGAACAGCUGGAAAGAGAGCAGCGGGCGAUCUUGGGAAGUAAGGAGGAAGGGAGGUGUCGGGAAGGGCUGGAAGGGGGGGGCGAAGGGUCGGAGGAAAGGAAAUGUGGGCCACGGGGAGGCCAGCAGACAAAGGAAGAGGUGAGCACAAAAGGAGAGGGAGGAAAGAGAAAGAGGGACCAGGUGGAGAAGAAGGGGGAGGAGGUGGGGAAGAAGGGGGAGGACGUGGGGAAGAAGGGGGAGGUGGUGGGGAAGAUGGGGGAGGUGGCGGGCACAAAGGGGAGACAAGCUUUUUAUAAUGAGCCUCGCGAGGAUAGAGGGGUGGUUGGUAUGAAGGGACUGCUGGACAAACAAAAAAAAGAGUUGGACCAACAAAAAUUUGACAUGGUUGAAAUGGGAAAGGAGAUGGCAUUGAUAAAGGUUCAGUUGGAGGAAAUUGCAAACAAUGAUAAAGGAAAAGAGAAGAUAGGCGAGCCACAGAGGAAGCAAAAAGAGGACUUAUGGCAACAAGUGGCUGAAAUGGAAAAGGAAAUGACAUUGUUUAAAGAUCGCUUGGAGGACAUUGAAAAAAGAGAUGAAAAGAGAAAGAUGGAGGAGGCAUGCCAGGAGCAAGGACAGGAGCCACAAGAUCGGGAGGUGGGGUCGAGUCAACUGCAAGGAGAGCCGCAGGAGGAGCUGGGGAAGAGUGAGCCACAUCAGCUAGAGGGGCAGAUGCAGUGUGGCAUGCAACAGGUGGCAAAAAAAUGCCACUACUGCAAAGCAGACGGCCAUUUGACCAUCCAUUGUGUUCACUACGAUUUUGAUCACAGUCACGGUUUCGUGCGAUAUGAACACAGAGUACAAAAUGAAGGAAGGGCGAAACAAACAACGAGGGGAUCGAGAGGAGGAGGGGGAAAGAGAAAGAGGGUGGAGGUGGAGAAGAGGAGUGAGGGGGUGAAGAAAAAGGGGGAGCAGUUGAAGAAGGCGCAUGAGGUGGAAAAUAAUACGGAGGAGGUGAAAAAGAAGCUUGAUGAGGUCUAUAAGGAGGAGGAGGUGAAGAAAAAGGGUGAGGAGGUGAAGAAUAAGGGGGAGGAGUUGAAGAAGGUUAGUGAGGUGAAGAAGAAUGGGGAGGAGGUGGAGAAGAAAGGGGACGAGGUGGAGAAGAUAGGGAGGGAAACUUUUGAUGUUCAACCCCCCGAGGACAUGGAAAUUGUUGCGCUGAAAAAUCUGGAGGAUAGUCAAAAAAUAGUGUUGGAUGAAAUCAGAGCAGAGGUUGCGACUAUUGGGACGCACAUGGGAUUUCUUUUCUGACGAUUGCGUGAGACCCUAAUGGCGGCGUGGAGAUUUGCAGACCAUCGAGCAGAUGAAGAGAAAAGGAAGAGAAGACGGACUCCAAAGACAGGAGCGUCAUUAAGUAUGCAAAAAAGAGUGAAGGAGGAAUUGAUGAAGGAAAGAGGUAUGAGAGGGAUCGAGAAGGACUACAAGGAGGAUGAAGAGGAGGAGGUAGAGAGGAAGGAGCAAGAAAGGAGGCACGAAGAACGCCAAGGGAAGCAGGAGAAAGAGUCUGCGGAGCAAUAUGAGGAGGAGGGGAAGGAAGAAGAGUAUGAGGACAAGGAGGGAGAUGCAUCAUCACGGAGGCAUGAGGAACCCCAAGGGAAGCAGGAGAAAGGGUCUGCGAAGCAAUCCGAGGAGGAGGAGGAGGAGAAGGUAGAAGAGUACGAGGGCAAGGAGGGAGAUGCAUCAUCACGGAGGCAUGAGGAACCCCAUGAGGAGCAGGAGAAAGAGUCUGCGGAGCAAUCUGAGGAGGAGGAGGUGGAGGAGAAGCAAGAGGAGGGGAAGGAAGAAGAGUAUGAGGACAAGGAGGGAGAUGCAUCAUCACAGAGGGAUGUUGUUAUCCAGGUCGGGAGUGGAAGUAGGGGCGGAGGGCAAUCUCGCGAACGAGGAGGUGGAAAAGGAGGAAGAGGAAGAGGAGGAAGAGGAAGAGGAGGAAGAGGAAGAGGAGGAGGGGGGGGAGGGAGUGAAGGACAAGGACGACGGAGAGGAGCAGGCAAUAUGGAGGGAAAAGAGGAGCACGAUCAGGAGGAAGACGAGGAAGAGGAGGAGAAACAGUCGAUCGCCGGGGAGGAAGAGGAGGAGGAGGAGGGGGAGGAGGAGAAGGAGGUGAUGGAAGAGGAGGAAGAGGAGGAGGAGGAGAACAAGAGGAUCACAAAAGAAUGACUACGCCGGGUAGCGGCUGCUUCUCCUCACCUCUGCCUUUUCUUUUUUGUUUUUUUCAAUCAAUCAAUCAGUCAAUCAAUC